Molecule: messenger RNA, 2322 nt
Organism: Ostertagia ostertagi
Lineage: Eukaryota; Metazoa; Nematoda; Chromadorea; Rhabditida; Trichostrongylidae
Source: the annotation of a GenBank genome assembly
AUGUCUAAUCCUGCAGCAUCACACCAAGAUUUGGUGGAUGCUCACUGGUACAGUGGAGUCGAUUACUCAGAGCGCUGCAGAGAGCUGAAGUACGGAUUAGCAUUGCGCAGAGAAAAAUGGGCGGAAGUCAGCUAUCCAAAAAAAUUUGGAUCUCACGAAGAAAGUUUGUUCUCAGCCUUAUACGUUGGUAGUCGUAGCAGCAGCUCAUCGGAGGAAAUCCUUCAAUAUAUAGAAAAUAUUGAAUGUGAAACUUCUGAAAAUGACGACUUGCCUAGCUCUUCGACCAUAAAUAAUCUUCGUGAUCUUCAAGUUCUCCGACCAGGUUACAAACCGAGCGAAGACGUUCUUAUGCCGUGUUUGUCAAUUCUGGAAAGGAUCUCUGGUGAUUUGUCAAUGGUUGAGAAAUGUCGCGUUCUUAUUGCUAAAGGUGAUCUCAACACGGCGGACCAUUUGUUGCAUAUGCUGUUGGAGUCUGCCGAUACGGAUGUCAGCGUAGAAGUCCGAUGUCUGCUUGCAGAAUUGCUGGCAUAUCAUAGAAAUAUGUUAGAUGAAGCAAUCGCUCUACUGCGUCAGGGUAUCGAGAGCAUAGGAGAAGGAUCCAUCACCCGUGAAUCUCGUCUACGGCUGUUUUCGCUGCUGCACCGCCUUGCAGCACGGCAGCUCUCUGGCAUAGAAGAACACAUGGAGUCGAGAGCGUUCCGUAUGAGAGAAGAUGCGAUUCGUGAAUGGACAAGGCAACGUAGCUUGGCAGCACAAGGCCCUCCAUCUCACACGGCUCGACGUAUUGAGUGCGAGCUGCGGUGCGAAAAAGAAGCCGUGGAAUCAGUCAAAGAAAAAUUGGUCGCAAGUGCUGUUGACACUGUGACUGCUGGACUUGAGGCUCUAAAACUGCUGUCACAACCGUUUCUAAAACAGCCAUGUCAGCCAGCGGAAAAGAACGACGAUAUUCUUAGACUCAUAUUUCCACUUAUUAAUGUGAUAUUUCGAUUCGAUCGUGACAAAGACGUUGUAAAGGCUUUCAGGAGGGAAUAUGCCAAGCCGGGGAUGGUACCAGCUGUUUGGGUGCAUGUGGUCAGUCAUCUAAUGUCUCACUGUUUUGCGAAGAGCAUACUAGCUCCUGUAGUUCGAACGAUGAUUGUGAAACUUAUUAUCGCUUAUCCAUAUCAUGUUCUACAUACUGUGCUCAUGUAUAAAUUCAAUGAGAUCAGCGACACGCGAUUCUUCAAAAAACGGCAGCUGCCAGAAAAUAAAGUUGAAUACGAAAUGAUGCAAGGAGGUUUUGUCGGAUUAUUUCAGUCGGGAUGGUUCGCGAAACGAGUUCCUCUUCCUAUCGUUGAUCAAAAGCUGGGCACGGCAUGCGAUUACUCUGGUCAAGACAUCGUCAUGUGGGGAGAAAUGGAACGUAACGAGGACGUUCGACAGGAUAGCCUCGUGGAGCAGCUUUUUUCGGUCGUCAACGGGAUCUUGAACCGUGGUGAACCUUCAGCCUUUCUGCGCACUUAUAAGGUGGUCCCUUUGGAUAGCAAAUGUGGCAUAAUAGAAUUUUGUCAAGGGACAGUAUCACUGAAAGAACUUCUGUGCGGAAUGGAUCUUGUGAGCGGCCUGCAUGCGAAAGAAGAGCCGGGCGAUAGGAAAGCACUCCAAGUGCGAACCACCCUAAAAGACGCCGCAAAGACGCAAGUGAACGAAGCUUCGAAGAUGUUUCGAGAAGCUUGUGCACUUUUCAAACCGGUGUUCAGGCACUUUUUCUAUGAGCGGCACAGCACGGUUCAGUCUUGGACGCAAAUGAUUGACAAUUAUAGGCGUAGCCUUGCCCAGUGGAGUAUAGUGACCUAUGUGGUAGGACUUGGCGAUCGUCAUCUCAGCAAUGUGCUGUUCGAGACUGACACAUGCAAAUUGGUCCACAUUGAUUUGGGUAUGAUUCUGGAGUACAGUAAAAGAACCUUACCCAUUCCUGAGCGGGUACCGUUCCGUCUAACGAGAGAUCUUCUGGAUCCAAUACUUAUCGAAGGAACAGACGGCCGACUUGGUGAAAGUGCUGUGCGUGCAAUGCGAUUACUCCGGGAAAGCAAGCAUGUGAUUCUGGGCCUGGCGUCAGUAUUGCUGCGAGAAACCAUUUCUAACUUCGAAGAGGUGGAGUCAAACGGAGGAGAGCGCCCUUCGUUUGUCUCAGAAACUGCAAUCGCACGGCUUCGGGACAAACUGAAUGGGACUGACGACACGUUUGGUGUUCAGGAUGUUGAAGAUCAGGUAUCCUCCAUAUUAGUUGAACGAGUGCGUAAUUUUUAUUACCCGACAUUGCAACGUGGAUCGAUAUAUUGA